Messenger RNA from Blepharisma stoltei, 3712 nucleotides. NCBI's taxonomy places the organism in Eukaryota, Ciliophora, Heterotrichea, Heterotrichida, Blepharismidae. The record is from the annotation of a GenBank genome assembly.
AUGUGCUUUACUGCCUGCCCAGCAGGCUAUGCAGCAGAUUCUACGAAUGUUUGCAUUUGGAGCAGCGAUAGCGCGUUGUCAUUAUCCUUACAGAAUUUAAUUUACCUAGAUAGUGUAAGCUCAGUACAAGUAGGUUCUUCGAAUUCUAAUGCAUAUCCUACCUGGGAUUCAAGUGACCCGAUUCCUUCUAUUAGUCGUGGAUAUUAUUUUAUCAGUGGAAAAUAUAUGGAUGCUGGUGCAUUUAUGAUGAGUCCGUUUUAUACAGUUACUAUUUGGGUAAAGCCUAUCGGUUUAGGAUAUUUGAUGGUGAAAUUAGAUGGAUCUACAGAAAUGUUUGGAAUUCACUUUGAUAUAAAUGGGGACCCAAUAGUUGAAGCUACCUUGAGCGAUGGUUCAAGUGUUUCUUUAACAACUUCAUCAUCAUUAUUUGGAAGUUGACAUAAUUUAGCUUAUACAGGAAAUAUUGUGACUGGCUAUACCACAAUUUCUCUUUACUUGGAUAGAGCUUUAUUUAUUAAAAUAGCGAUAUAAUCAAUAUUUUCUUAUGAUACAAAAGCCAGAACUUAAUACUAUGUUGAAAUUGCAUGGAUUCAAGAAUAAAGAGCAGAUUAUAUUGCAUCGGAUAGGUUUUGACUGCUUUAUUGUGAUUUAAAAUCAAAGUGUCCAGCAAUGUCCUGUGAACUCCAAGUGCUACUUUAUUGAGAGAUUGAGGGUUUUGGCCAGGCCACAGAGAGCAACCCUAUUCUAAUAGAUGCCAAGCUAGACUCUAAGAAAGUUAAUUCUUGAAAUCUAACUAAUCCCAUAACCGUCGAUGGUCACAAAAAUCAAUAAGCCGUCCAUCAAGACUGAAGCUUAAUGAAAGUGAAAUCCUAUUGAGCCUACUUCUUUGAAUUUUGGGGAAGAGGGCAGCAAAAUGAACUUCUAAAAGGAGGUCUUCGGCGGCAGCUUCAACAAUAUGGCUUGGCCUUAAAAUGACUAAUCUUAAUAGUCGGAUGGAGCUGCAACACCAACAACCCAAACUUCUACUUCAAUGCAACCAUUUAUUGAUUCAGGAUCAUUAUUAUUUGGAUACUCUUCAAUAGCAGAUAGUUUCCAAGGCUUUUUAUGAAGUGUGAAAAUCUACAAUAAAAAUACAUACCAAGCUUCUGAAUGGAUAGCAUCAGGCUGCCCUUCAUCCUGCAGUUCAGGAUGUCCUUCAGAGCAGCUUUGUCCUGAUUCUUGUUUAUUCGGAGAAUAUGAUGAUGGCGGCUGUCAAGUUUGCGAUAGCGCAUUUUCAUGCUCUUAUGGAUGCAGGAGCUGAGAUACCUGCAGACUUUGCAAAGCAAAAGAAUGCGAUACUUGCACAACAUUCACUGGAGAUUGCACUCAUUGUAUAACUAAUGCUGAAAUUGUAACAGGAAAUACUUGUGCUUGUAAAGAUGUAGCUUUUUGGGUCCAUUCCUCUCAAUCUUGUGAACUUUAUGAUGGUCUUUGCUCAAAAUGCUUACUUUCCUCAUUUGGCAACAAGCAAACAUUUUUUUACUUAAUUUUAUAUUUAUUUUGGUUUUGCAAAUUUCCAAUUGAUAAUAUUUGAUAGGAAACUCGUGAUUAAUUAUUAAAUUUAUAUUUCAGAACGUCAAUUUUCUAAACGGAUGUGAAUUACCUUAAUUUUUAAUUAAUAUAUACCAAGAUAUUAUAUAAAAAAAUUUUUUUUGGUGUUUGCUGAGGUCUGAUUUUUCAUUAUUUCUUAGAUUAUCAUCAAUAAAAGUUAGGAUCUUAUUACUUUGAGUGUCAAACUUGUAUAUCAGGGGCACAAAAAGUUGACAAUAUCUGCUUGCAUGCUUGCCCUUAUGGUUUUGAUUCAAGCUGCAACUAUCCUGCAUCAAGCCAAGUAAUAAACGAAGUGUUUGGGGAUAAUUUUAGAGGUCAAUAUGGAGAAUUUAUCACCGGGACAAGUGCAUCUUCUUAUCAAUUUUUCAAUUCUCCUGAAGUAAAUAUCGACCCAACUCAAGCUAAAAAUAGAGGGCUUUACUUCACUAAUGGCAGCUAUCUUCAAGCAUCCACAAUUUAUCUUAAUUAUAAAUUUUCUAUAGGUUUCUGGGCAAAUGUAAAAACUGCUGGAGAUAUGCUUGAAAAACAGCCAAACUUGAGAUUUAGCUCUGAUGCGUCAUCUAUUGUUUAUUUAGAAAAUCCAAGCUUAGUAACAGCAUCAGUUAGUACAUUAGCAAUUACAUAUACAGCAGGAUGAAAUUAUUUUGCCAUAACUAUUGCAUAUACUCCUGGCUCUACAGCUGUUACCUGUUAUGUCAACGCAGCUUCAAGUUCUCCUGCAACCAUCACGAAUAAUUGUAUAUUUAGAGAUGUCAGCUCUCAGCAGAUUAUAAUAGGGAAAAGCUCAGCAUCCUCAACAUUUGAAGGUUUUAUAUACAAUUUCAACUUAUGGACUGAUACAAUAACAGAUUUUAGCUACCAAAUAAAUAAUGAUAUAUGCAACACUGGGCAAGGCCAUAGCUGCUUGUGGGAUUGCUAUAUAGAUAAAUACCAAGAUACCGAUGGAUCAUGUAAAUCUUGCAAUUCAUGCUCUUUAGGCUGUACACGAGGGGUCUCUUGUGGGAUUUGUGAUGAUAAAUUGUGUGAUGAAUGCUCUGGGUUUGGAGCCAACCUUUGUUAUACUUGCGUUACCCAUGCCUCAGGUGCUCCUGGAAGUGCUUGCUCAUGUGACCAGCAAUAUUAUUUAAAUCCUGAUGGCUUUUCCUGCUCUCCUUGUACAACGGGAUGCAAAACCUGCUCUGGCAAUGAUUAUUAUCUAUGCACAUCUUGCAUUAACUUAUAUUACUUGCUUUCAGGAAUGUGUUUACUGCUUUGAAAUAUAUAAAAUAUAAUAAAAUCGCUAUUUUUAAUAAUAAAAAUUAUAUUUAUCCUUUUUAAUAUAAUAUUUCUAUCCCUAAUUAGUAAUCAUUUUAAUUAAAAUCCCUAAAUCUGAAUAAAAAAAUUUGAUAUAUUAAAGUAAAUAUUCUGCCAAAAACCCGUAUAAAGAAAAAUUAAUCUCUAUUUGAUCCAAAAAUUUUUGUUGUUGUUUCUAUGAGAGUUAGGAUAUUGUCCAACCGGCUAUACAGCAGACAGCACUACUCAUGAAUGCACUUUACCACAUAACCCUUCUCUUUCAGUGGUAUUAAACAAUGACAUACUACUAAAUUUAGUUGAUGGCAUGAAUGUAGGAAAUGACAAUUCAAAUAAGUACCCUGCUUGAACUGAUGCAAAUGACCCAACGCCAGCUAUCCUAAGAGGUUAUUAUUUCUAUGGCACGCAGUCUUUGUCUAAAUCUUCAUUUCUUAUAUCCACACAAUUUUCUGUCCUUUUGUGGCUAAAGCCAAUUGCUGGAGGAUAUGUAGCUGUAAAAUCAGAUGGGACACAUGAAUACUUCAAGCUCGUUUUAGAUGGAUCUGGGAAUCCGAAUUUAGCCAUUUUAAUGGCUGACAGCUCAACCGUUUCCAUAGCAGGGUCUUCAAGCUUACUAUUAAAUAAUUGGCAUUUCCUUGCAGUCACUGGAACAUUGAUAUCAGGUCUUGCAUCAGUCAUGCAACUUUGGCUUCGACUACUUGCACUUGUGAUGUUGAUGCUAUUUGGGUGGCUUCUUCGUCUUCUUGUGAGCUGUGCGAUGAUCCUAUCUGUUCGGAUUGUGCUUCUACGUGCUAUUUUGACUGUACUACUUGCAGUUCUGGAAAUUUGGUAG